Messenger RNA from Aspergillus novofumigatus IBT 16806, 2142 nucleotides. RefSeq names its product CocE/NonD family hydrolase. NCBI's taxonomy places the organism in Eukaryota, Fungi, Ascomycota, Eurotiomycetes, Eurotiales, Aspergillaceae. Bases 1 to 2142 code for a protein of 713 amino acids. The transcript has 3 exons. Gene Ontology annotation, molecular function: dipeptidyl-peptidase activity. The record is from RefSeq and is a predicted model, not a curated record.
AUGUGCGUUGAAGGUAUCUUUCCGGACGUGGUUGGGCUCUCAUAUCGGUCUGGGACCCAUGAAGGCGUCACAACCGACCUAUUCAAGAUUUUUUACGAACCAGGAGCUAAUAUCACAUUCUCUAUUGGCGAUAUUGUACUUGGUGAGAGUGUUGGCAAGGAUUACAUCUCCGUCUUCGAUCUUGUACCUCCUGGAACUCCAGCGUUCGAUCCCAAAGUGAUAAAUCGGGCGAGGCUCCUCUUCAGUCUUUCCUCUGCACAGGGAUUCGAAAGCCCAGUCGUCAUCGACGGACAGACUCGAGAUGUUGUUGGCGAAUAUGCUUGGAAGAUCAACUUAGACUCCGAUAACACAUCUGAUCUCGAUGACGCCCUCUUCUGCAUUUGCAGCAAGCUCGACAUCCCAUAUAAAACCGUGUCCCAUACACGGAAUCACCUGCGAAGGGCUGCGGCCGGCUUCAAGGUGAUGCGAGACAUUCCCAUCCCAACGCGCGACGGUGGCAAUAUACUCGGCGAUGUUUAUUUACCACUUCAGCAUAGGAAGAGAUUUCCCGUUCUAAUGAGUUGUACGAUUUACGGAAGACGCGUCUUCUACUCUGGUCCUGAUCUAGACGACGAGGAUGACAUCGCUGCCUUCGAAAAGGCAGAGGAUGAGUGGCAUUCGACCGCGGAAGAUGUUCCUGUUCGAGUCCCACGAGGCUCGUGGAGCCCCUCGUGGGAGGCGCAGAGAGGGUUUGAGAAUAUUGCAACCUUCAACACAUUUACUUACGUGCCCCAUGGAUAUGCCAUGGUCAAAGUUGAUCCUAGGGGCGUGUCGCAGACUCCAGGGAUAAGAGGUGUACCCGGAGAGCUAACACAAAAUUUCUAUGAUGCUGUUCAGUGGGCCACCGAGCAGAGUUGGAGCAAUGGAAACAUUGCACUGGUUGGGAGUUCAUACGGAGCAAAUGUCCAGUGGAAUGUCGCGAGUUUAAGGCCCAAAGGGUUGAAAUGUUUCGUACCCUAUGCGACCGAUAUUGAUCUAUACCGCGAUGCAGCUUAUAUUGGAGGCGUUCCGGCCGGCCAUUAUAUCGCUGAUUGGUACCGUCGAGUUCAACUCUGCUCCCCAAAGUGGACCGAUCAUCAGGACAUCUUAAGCAUUAUGAAGGACCACCCAUGUUAUGAUGGACUCUGGGAUAUGAUGAAAUCAAAGCCAGGGCCAAUGGACGUCCCUUGCUUUCUUGCUGCUGCUCAGAUUUUCAUGGUUCAUGGUCGAGGUGCCUAUGAGGCCUGGGGCAGCCGAAAUCCUGAUAAUACACAUCUUCAGCUCGUGGAUUGCAAUUAUUAUCCAUUGCCGAGCCGUGAGGCAUCAGGGAAGAUUUUGCAGUUUCUUGACCAUCACCUCAAGGGAACUAAAUACCCGAUUCCAGAGCGGGUUGGCAUUCAAAUGCGACUCGGUUACAAACAGUGGUACUGGCGAAAAGAGAGCGACUGGCCUGUCCCUGGCACUCGUUACUCCAAAUGGCACCUUCGAUCCGACGGCACCGUGUCAACUGAAGCGGAAAAUAGCCCAGAAGUCCAAUUUGCUUAUGCCGCCCGUGUCCCACCAAGUGGCAAGUCCGGGGAAAGCUUUCACUCCGCCCCAUUCGAGGACGACAUCGAAUUCGCCGGUCAUUUCAAAGCAGUCUUAAGUAUCUCCGCAAAUGUCCCGGAUGCAGACUUCGUGGUCAUGCUAUGGGCAGUGAACGAAGAUGGAAGCGUGGUACCCUAUAGUUCCAAGGGGGAGCCUGAGCCCCUCGCCAAAGGUUUUCUUCGAGCAAGCCAUCGGCAGACUGAUCCUUUGAGAAGUACGCCCGAGCGGCCCUGGCAUACUCACACUCGCGAGGACAAUGCCCCACUGCAGCCGAACGAGGUGGUCCAGCUCGACAUCGAAGUACUUCCAGCCGCCGCAAGAAUCCGCAAAGGGUGGAGCCUUCGCGUGGAUAUCUGUCCUUCAGAGUAUCAGCCGAAUAUUCCUAGAUAUAACCCUGCUAAAAUGCGGGAAUGGUAUGGUGAGAUGCACCAUGAUGAUGGUGGAGUUAACGCGAUCCACGUCGGAAAUGGACGGCCAAACUAUAUUGUUUGCCCCGUUGUGCCGCUGGUGGAGGGCUACCGAAAUUUAAUCCAAUAA